UUAAGAGUCUGUAUCAAACUAUAACUUCAAAUAGCCUUAUUAUUAUCCCCAAUUUCCAUCAAAUUAAACCUCUCCUCUUCCAUCUCCCUCCUUAUUAUUUGGGGAAAAUUUCAGGUUUUCCAGAGGAAGUGUCACUUUGCUCUUUCCUAGGAACAAUUUAUUUUUAUUUUUGGUUGCCUUUGAUUUUGCCAAACAAUGAAAAACAGACCACAAUAUGUGGUCUCUUUUAUUAUUUCUGAAACAAAUAAUGUGUUAAACACUUUUAGAAGAAUACUUCCCAGAAUCAUGAUCACCUUCAUCUUUUUCUUUUGUCUUUUAUACGUUUUUUACUCUCUAAUUUUCGUAAACCCUUCAUUCACGUCCACCCAAAAUCCUUUAGGUAUUUUUAUUAGAUUCAACGAAGAAAACCAGUCAGACACUAUCCAAACCCCAGAAAAAACUCAGCUCCACCAUAUUGUAUUUGGCAUUGGAUCGUCACGUACUACAUGGAAUUAUAGAAAAGAGUACGUAAAAUUAUGGUGGAAGCCAAAUAAAAUGCGAGGAUUUGUAUGGUUAGACAAGCCAACUAUGUCAAAGAAUAAUCCAAGCAGCCCGAGUAAUUACAACGUUACUUCUCUUCCAGAAAUCAAGAUUUCAAGCAACACAUCAAGGUUUAAGUACACUAACAAAAAGGGCGAUAGAUCAGGAAUUCGAAUAUCGCGAAUAAUAUCAGAAACAGUAAGGAUGGAUUUGAAAAACGUGAGAUGGUUUGUGAUGGGAGAUGAUGAUACAUUUUUUGUGCCAGAAAAUUUGGUUAGGGUAUUGAGGAAAUAUGAUCAUAAUCAGUAUUAUUAUAUAGGGAGUGUAUCGGAAACACAUUGGCAAAAUCAUGAGUUUUCAUAUAAUAUGGCAUAUGGAGGUGGAGGUUUUGCUAUAAGUUAUCCAUUGGCUAAGGCUCUUGAGAAAAUACAAGAUAAAUGCAUUGAGAAAUAUCCUCAUUUGUAUGGAUCAGAUGAUAGGAUUCAAGCUUGUUUGGCUGAACUUGGAGUUCCUCUCACCAAAGAAGUUGGAUUUCACCAGUUUGAUCUACAUGGUAGUGUGAUGGGCCUCCUCUCAGCCCAUCCAGUUGCACCACUAGUUUCUCUUCAUCAUCUUGAUAAAAUCCAGCCCAUCUUCCCCAAAUUAAGCCGAGUUGAAGCCCUGAGACGGCUCAACAAGCCCAUAAAACUGGACUCAGCUGGGCUCAUGCAACAGUCCAUAUGUUAUGACAGGCCCAGGGGAUGGACCAUUUCUGUCUCGUGGGGCUAUUCGGUCCAAAUAAAUAGGGGCAUCUUGCCGGCCCGUGAAAUGGAAAAGCCCAUUACAACUUUCAAUGAUUGGUAUGCAACUGGUGAUGAGAAUUCCUUCACAUUCAACACAAGAACAUAUCAUAAAAAUGCUUGCCAAAGACCAUUUUUCUACUUGUUGUCUAAUGCAUACGUGACAACCAAUCACACAACAAGCAAAUACGUGUACGAUGGGGCCCGUGCAUCGAAGUGCAAGUGGCGUAUGGCUGAUCCAUCCAACGUACGCCACGUGGAAGUGUACAAGAAGCCUAAUCCAAAUUUAUGGGACAAGUCUCCAAGAAGAAAUUGUUGCAGAGUUUUGCCAACAAGCAAGAAUGACACUCUUUUAGUAGAUGUGGGUGAAUGCAGAGAUGGUGAAACCAUCUAA
Molecule: messenger RNA, 1692 nt
Organism: Nicotiana attenuata
Lineage: Eukaryota; Viridiplantae; Streptophyta; Magnoliopsida; Solanales; Solanaceae
Exons: 3
Coding region: 196-1692 (498 amino acids)
Molecular function (GO): acetylglucosaminyltransferase activity
Source: RefSeq, a predicted model, not a curated record